Funneliformis geosporum is the source of this 170-nucleotide messenger RNA. Lineage: Eukaryota; Fungi; Glomeromycota; Glomeromycetes; Glomerales; Glomeraceae. The record is from the annotation of a GenBank genome assembly.
CGGCUGCUGAAGCAAAAAAACAACUUAUUGAAGAUUUUAUAGAAGCAUUUGUAACAGCAGACAUUCCUCUUGAAAAGGUCAAUUCACUACUUUUAUUUUUUAAAAAACAUGUUAAAAAUGGUGGUUCUAUUCCUCAAGCUCCUACUCUUAGACAAAAUUAUCUACCUAAU